Molecule: messenger RNA, 610 nt
Organism: Quercus robur (English oak)
Lineage: Eukaryota; Viridiplantae; Streptophyta; Magnoliopsida; Fagales; Fagaceae
Exons: 1
Coding region: 122-385 (87 amino acids)
Source: RefSeq, a predicted model, not a curated record
CAUCAUACCUUUGCGUCAUCAAGCACAAAUCCUUCUUAUAACAGUAUUAUUUGCAACAUAUAGUUUACAAUUCUUUGCUUCCAUUUUUAAGAGCAAACAACAGUGUUGUGAAGAUUGGAAGAUGAGUUCAACAAGAAAAGUUAUUGUGGCAGUCAGUGUUGGAGUUGUGGAAGCCAUGAAAGACCAGGGGAUCUGCAGGUGGAAUUUUAUCAUGAGAUCGGUGCAACAACAUGCCAAGAAUCAUCUCAGGUCGAUUUCCCAGACCAGGAACCUUUCUUCUUCAACUUCUGCUGUGGUUUCAAGCAAAUUGAGAGAUGAUAAAAUGAAGCAAUCAGAGGAGUCUCUGAGGAAAGUCAUGUACUUGAGCUGUUGGGGUCCCAAUUGAGGUCAUAAUCGGCUAAAGAAGGUGACCUUUGGAGUGAGCCAACGAGUUUUGAUGGAAUUUCAUUGAUUGAAGGAAGACUUGUACAAGGCAUGGAAGAUUCUGAAGUCAUAUUAGUUGUGCUUUGUGCUUGAAAUUUGUGACAAUUAGAUGUUGAUUUUUGCAGAUCGAAUGUAAAUUGGAGAUUGUAAUGAUAAAUAGUUAUAGCAAACAAGAUAUUUUGACAAA